GAACUCGGAGACCAUGUCUGCAGAAUUCUUUUCAUCUACAAGAGAGGAGGGAAGCCCUGGCUCAGGACCUAGUUUUAGGUCCAAUCAGAGGAAGAUAUUAAACCUGCUCCUGGAGAGAGAUACUUCCUUUUCCAUCAGUUCAGAUCUCCCUAGAACUCCAGUGGAGAAGAAACUUUUUGGUGAUUCUGCAAACCUAAGCAUCUUGUCCGGAGAAACCCCAAAACGUUGCCUUAAUCUUUCGAAUCUUAGCAGCGGGGAGAUGUCUGCCACUCAGUUUACCACUUCUUCAGACCUUGAUGAAACUGGUCACUUGGAUUCUACAGGACCUGAGGAAAUACAGUUAGCUGGGAUGAAUUAUCACCAACACCUUGUAAAAUGCAGCCCAGCACAGCUGCUUUGUAGCACUCCGAAUGCUUUGGACCAUGGCCACAGGAAGAAAGAUGCAAUAUGUAGCUCAUCCGCAGAUAAAGAGAAUGACAAUGGAAACUUGGUGGAAAGUGAAAUGAAAUAUCUGGACAGUCCUAUUACUACAGUUUCAAAAUUAGAUAAAAAUCCAGAGCUAGGAGAAAACCAGACAGAGGAGAUUUCAGAUGAGUUGAUGGAGUUUUAUCUGGAAGAUCAAGAAGAGGCCAAGGCAUCUGUGAACAGGAGCUGCCUGUAUCGCUCCUCUUCGUUGCCAGACAGUUUGAACAGUCCAAGACUGAAGCAGAUGGUAAAAUUCAAGGACAACACAAUACCAGAUAAAGUAAAAAAGAAGUAUUGUUCUAGCCACAAAGAGCUCAGGAAGGGCUUAGGUAUAAAGAAAAUGGUCUCCCUCUGUGACAUUAAUAUGGCUCAGAUGCUGGAGGAAGAUUCUAACCAGGGGCCUCUGAUUGGUGAUUUCUCCAAGGUAUGUGCGCUGCCGACCGUGUCAGGGAGACACCAAGAUCUGAAGUACGUCAACCCAGAAACAGUGGCUGCCUUGCUUUUGGGGAAGUUCCAGGGUCUGAUAGAGAAAUUUUAUAUCAUCGAUUGCCGCUAUCCAUAUGAGUUCCUGGGAGGACACAUCCAGGGAGCUUUAAACUUGUACAGUCAAGAAGAACUAUAUAACUUUUUUCUGAAGAAACCCAUUGUCCCGUUGGAUACUCAGAAAAGAAUAAUCAUUGUGUUCCACUGUGAAUUCUCCUCAGAGAGGGGUCCCCGAAUGUACCGCUCUCUGAGACAAGAGGACAGGGCUGUGAACCAGUAUCCUGCACUAUACUACCCAGAGCUGUAUAUCCUCAAAGGGGGCUACAGAGACUUCUUUCCAGAAUAUAUGGAGCUGUGCGAACCACAGAGCUACUGCCCUAUGCAUCACCAGGACCAUAAGGCUGAGCUGCUGAGGUGUCGAAACCAGAGCAAAGCAUGGGAAGGGGAGCGGCAGCUGCAGGAACAGAUUGCCUUACUGGUGAAGGAUGUGAGCCCAUGAUAUCAGAUCACCCACUGGCUGCCUAGGACUCACCAAAAGACACUGUAGAAACCCUAAGCAGAAAGAGGCCAUCUUCUAUUCAGCUAAACCCAAGAUGUUAAGAGAUGUCAGCAAACCAACAGGCUGCCAAACUACUGAAAUCCCAGGCCUGGGGACUGGUUAGGUGUCAGUAGAGCUGCUGGCUGGUGGGAAGUCCUGGAGCUGGCUCUGUAAGGCUGGAGCCUUGG
This is a messenger RNA of Eubalaena glacialis (North Atlantic right whale), 1674 nucleotides long. It is a transcript of the gene CDC25C, whose product is annotated as cell division cycle 25C. The transcript is spliced from 13 exons. Lineage: Eukaryota; Metazoa; Chordata; Mammalia; Artiodactyla; Balaenidae. Gene Ontology annotation, cellular component: cytoplasm; nucleus. Gene Ontology annotation, molecular function: protein tyrosine phosphatase activity. The record is from RefSeq and is a predicted model, not a curated record. Gene Ontology annotation, biological process: positive regulation of G2/M transition of mitotic cell cycle; G2/M transition of mitotic cell cycle; protein dephosphorylation. The coding region runs from base 14 to 1447 and encodes 477 amino acids.